Nicrophorus vespilloides is the source of this 1141-nucleotide messenger RNA. RefSeq names its product acidic mammalian chitinase-like. Gene Ontology annotation, biological process: carbohydrate metabolic process; chitin catabolic process. NCBI's taxonomy places the organism in Eukaryota, Metazoa, Arthropoda, Insecta, Coleoptera, Silphidae. The record is from RefSeq and is a predicted model, not a curated record. Gene Ontology annotation, molecular function: chitinase activity; chitin binding. Gene Ontology annotation, cellular component: extracellular region.
GUGAUACAGUGUGGAACAUUCGUGAUUUAUACUUCUUAUUAUUUUAGCAAAUACUUAUUGCAAUGUCCGGUGGUAAAGUUGUGUGUUACUAUGGCAGCUGGGCAACAUAUAGAGAAGGUAGAGGUCAUUUUGACGUAGAUUUCAUCAAUCCUCAUCUCUGCACCCAUUUAAUUUACUCAUUUGUUGGUUUAAACCGGGAUGGUACUAUAAAGAUUAUUGAUGAAUGGAACGAUAUAAACUUAGGCGCGAUCGCAAAAUUCAACAAUCUCAAGUCUCGUAAUCCAGAGUUGAAGACUUUGGUCGCAAUCGGCGGAUGGAACGAAGGAUCAGAGGUAUUCAGCUACGUCGCAUCCAACGAACAUAUGACUGAAAAAUUCGUAAAUAACGCAAUUGCAUUUAUGGAGAAGUACGGUUUUGAUGGCUUCGAUUUGGACUGGGAAUACCCGGUGAGGAGAGGUGGAACUUCCAGAGAUAAGGAGAACUUUUCUAAGCUCUUGAAGAUCUUCAGGAUAAACUUCGAUAGAACUGGAAGGAAAUACUUGUUGACUGCAGCAGUUUCGGCCACUGCUGGGCCUGCUCUAAAUAAAUAUUUGGAUUUUAUUAACGUGAUGGCGUACGACUUUCACGGAUCAUAUGAAAAAUUUACCGGUCAGAACGCUCCACUAUACCCAUCCCACAUGGAUGGUGUCAACAAGGAAAAUUGCGUCGUACACUUCUGCCAUUUUAAAAUCAUUUUGGGUGUAGGUGCUUAUGGGAAAACAUACACGCUGUCAAAUGAGUACAAUAAUGGUGUAGGUACUGCUGUCAAAGAAGAUGGAUGUCCUGGCAUUUUCACAAAGUCUCCAGGAACGUUGGGAUACUACGAAAUCUUGGACAGAAUUGAAGAAGGCAAUUGGACGCAGUUUUGGGACCAAGAGCAAAUGGUGCCAUACUUGCACAAACACAAUCAAUGGAUCGGCUAUGACAAUUGCAAAUCUAUUAAAUUGAAGGUGGAAUACGCAAUGAGCAAGUCAUUAGGUGGGAUAAUGGUCUGGUCCAUAGACACUGACGAUUUCCGAGGUUUUCAUGGACAAAGCUAUCCCAUUUUGAAGCAGAUUAAUGCAACCUUACAUAGAGCUACUUGAACCGAGAUCACUUUCAA